AUGGCGCCGUUUUCUGUUUUAUUUUAUGUAUUAUUGUCUAUCACGGGCCAUGUUCUCUGCGAAGAAGUAAUUUAUGAUGAAAUUGAGCUGUUAUCCACCACAGAGAAAAUGAUAGUAGACCUCGAAGCCCACUCUGAUGUAGAGAAUUUAUUGGUAAAAUUCCAAGAAAUUGCCACAAAAGCUGAGAAAUUAAACAACGACAUAUCUGUCACUCAAGAAGAAAUAGAAGACGAAUAUAACAAGAUGAUAGACGUACUAAGUGAGCUAACUGAACUUGUCAAAGAUUCUAAUAAAGCCUUCAUAUUCCUGAAAGCCAAAGGCAUCGACCGAGUUGCCGUGACUUACCUGAAAAUAGAAAACAAUGAACUAAAAGCUAAAAUACUUAUUCUACUAAAAGUACUCUUCCACGAAGUUCCUUCUGCUACAGUUGCUGCGAUACCAAUAUUUAUUGUAGACCGACUGAUAAAUAUAUUCGAGAAUGAUAAUCUUGCUCUCAAAGCGCAUUCCCUAGAUGUUUUGUACCUUUGGUUACCUGACAACCCUAGAGUACAAGCUCGAGUUAUGAAAAUAAAAGGUUUGCAGCCAUUUUACGAACAAAUAUCAAUGUUAGACACAAACGUUAUAAAAAUGCUUUUAGAUUUAUUUAAUAAAAUAUUAGAUGAGCAUCUGAAAGCGAGAAGCGAUGUCCAAAAGCGUAUUAUAGAUGCGGAGAAACUCAAAUUCUAUCAGAGAAUUGGUCUUCUUGAACAUAUGUCAACACCGAUGGUCUGCAAUGGUCUACUGAACAUAUUUACCAGAACUUGGUCGUACAAUUCGAAAGAUAAUAAUAUUCUUAUGACGGUGUUUGAGCUGCUCAAGAACGUAAAGCAGUUUUGCGUGAACAUAUUCAGAGGAAAAGCAAAGGCUGUCAAGUUGUUCAAAGCCUUGCAGGAGUACGUUGAAAGUCCAGAGAAUAAAGAAAACUUUAUAUUGAACGGUUUGAACAUAACUGAUGUCGCGUUGGUGAUUGAGGACUACGUUCAGAAAGUGAAGCCACUGACGAAAGAUGAAUUUUAA
Messenger RNA from Arctia plantaginis, 1056 nucleotides. Lineage: Eukaryota; Metazoa; Arthropoda; Insecta; Lepidoptera; Erebidae. The record is from the annotation of a GenBank genome assembly.